Molecule: messenger RNA, 375 nt
Organism: Trichomonas vaginalis G3
Lineage: Eukaryota; Parabasalia; Trichomonadida; Trichomonadidae
Exons: 1
Coding region: 1-375 (124 amino acids)
Source: RefSeq, a predicted model, not a curated record
AUGUUUUUCUUUAUAUUCUUCAUUACACUUUCAGAGCAAGGAGAAAGAAUUAUAGAAGAAGUUGGAAAAGGUGCUACAGAAUUCAUUGAGGAAGUUAAAGAAAUAUCAAAAUCUACAUAUGCGUUUAUUGACAAACACGCCGAUCCUAAAUCAUGGAAAGAGUACAUCAUGAACCUUCACGUAGUUCAGAUACUCAUCAAAUUAGUUAACGAACUUGUAAAUUAUAUCGCUCAAUUUCUUAAAUUUAUAUUAGAUCAGUUACCUUAUGCGAGGUUCCAAAGUUCAUUACAAGACAUUUAUAAAAAGAACGCAAAACUUAGAAAAGAAAAUGAAGAACAUAUACAAGAAACUAUGAAGAAAUACAACGAUCUUUAG